AUCAUGGCGAGCGCAGCUGGCUAGUUCGUGUUUACGUUUGCCAUGUGCCCGCUUGUUUGCAACGCGGCGCAUGUUUCGGAUGUCAAAAAGUAUGCCACACUUCUGGGCACGUUUCUUUCCCAGUAUUCCUGGCUGAGCGAUGCCUACGUAUUGGAUUACUUCGUUGAGCAGCAAUGGCAUAAACUGCCGUCUUCGUGGCAGGAGGCGUUGUCAGCCAUCGAUUUAAGCGAUCUUUCCAACUGGUUAGAGACGGGACAUCUUGCACAGAGACGUUCGGUGUGGCCGCUGUCGUUGAUGUGCCUUGCUCCAGUAGCGAGGCAGCUGGCGUUGAAUCGAUGUCCUGUUGCAUCCCCAGCUGACAUACCGAUUUUGCUUCCAGAUGACUUAGUCGGUGGCAAAGAUAUACAGUGGCCAGUCUUUCACCGAUGUGGCAAUAGGAACCUGACACAUGCUUUCAGGAAGCAUGUGAAGCUAAAGAAGCAGCAUGAAAUAAUUAGGUUGGCAAUGGUGAUUGAGUUGCUUGCAAAGAAGUGCAACUGCUCACACGUGCUAGACGUUGGAUCAGGGCAAGGCCAUCUGGCUCGCCUUUUGGCACUCGACAAAAAGCUGCGUGUUGCCACUGUGGACUUAGUCGGCAGCCACUUGACAUCAGCACAGCGAUUCGACAACCAGGCAGCACUGCAUGUUCAGAAGAAGAACAUUGAGACUGAGGGAGAAGCAACAGAUUUGUCUUGCCAUCUUCCUCAGCAUGUGGAGUUAGAAAUAUCUAUGGCUACAACACCAGCAGAGCUAGAAGAGGUUGCAGGCAAAUCAUGGGGAAGAGGAAAGUCUGGUGUGGAUAAUUUUGUGCUAGUUGGUCUUCACACCUGUGGAAAUCUAGGGCCGUCAAUGAUUCAGCUUUUUGCCGACUCACCUGCCACGCGAGGCCUUGUUUCGGUUGGCUGCUGCUACAUGAAGCUCAACGAAGGCAGGUGUGAUGAAUUGAAGAGAAAGAUGGCAUACCCUAUUAGUAGCCAUGUUUGUGCUCUGGGACAAGUUGCUGCACUCAGCUACCAAGCACGGGAGGUUGCUUGUCAUGCCUUUGAAACGUAUACCAGGAAAUUGAAGGAGUCACCAUUGUCACUGAAGAUCCACUGCUAUCGGGCCCUGCUGGAGAGACUGAUUGUGAACCGCUACGAAGAUCAAAAGCACUGCGGUUUGGGAUCAGUCAAGCAUGCUGCUAAUUUGACAUUUUCACAGUAUGCUAGAAAAGCUCUGGAGAAGUUUCCAUUGCCUCUGCCUGAUGAAGAUCUGGAGUUGCCUGACCUGGAGCUUGCAAUGAACGAGUGGCAGCAUGUUGUCGUCUUCUACUCCUUACGUCUCCUUUUGGCACCUGUCAUCGAAUCUCUGCUCCUGGUCGACCGCAUGCUGUACCUCUGGGAUCGCUGCAUACCAAGCUGCCUUUUGCCCCUGUUUGACCCCUGCCUUUCACCAAGGAACCUGGUGUUGCUGGCAUUCAAAGAAAACAGUCACAGAGGCGAGCAACAUUGCAAAGAUGUAUAGGUAUACAGACAAUAAAUUACAACUUCUUUGGUGGU
Molecule: messenger RNA, 1577 nt
Organism: Rhipicephalus microplus (southern cattle tick)
Lineage: Eukaryota; Metazoa; Arthropoda; Arachnida; Ixodida; Ixodidae
Product: methyltransferase-like protein 25B
Source: RefSeq, a predicted model, not a curated record